This is a messenger RNA of Petromyzon marinus (sea lamprey), 3038 nucleotides long. It is a transcript of the gene ABCG2, whose product is annotated as ATP binding cassette subfamily G member 2 (JR blood group). Gene Ontology annotation, biological process: transmembrane transport. The record is from RefSeq and is a predicted model, not a curated record. Lineage: Eukaryota; Metazoa; Chordata; Hyperoartia; Petromyzontiformes; Petromyzontidae. Gene Ontology annotation, molecular function: ATP hydrolysis activity; ABC-type transporter activity; ATP binding. Gene Ontology annotation, cellular component: plasma membrane.
AAAAGAAACUCCGAGACAGCGGCGGGGGCUCCCCAAGCACGUGGACGGGUCGGCGACACGCGGGCGGCGCCUUUGGUCACAGCGACACGCGGGUGGCGCUCUGUAGCUGUGUCGCUCUGUACCUUGUGUCUCUCUGUAGCUCUGUGUCGCUCUGUAGCUCUGUGUCGCUCUGUAGCUCUGUGUCGCUCUGUAGCUCUGUGUCGCUCUGUAGCUCGUGUCUCUCUGUACCUUGUGUCUCUCUGUAGCUCUGUGUCGCUCUGUGUCUCUCGCGGUGCACGCCUCUCGGCUUAGCUCGCUCAACAAAGCGGGAGGAGGAGGAGGAGGCGGCGGCGGCGUAAUUCCUAUAGGAGCAAGACCAAGUUUGGCAUCAGCAUCAUCAUCGGCAGCAGCGACGAUCCGUCCGCACAACAGGAGCGACAAGGGGAGGCCGGUAAUGGCAAUCGUGAACAUGGAGCCUGACCUGGACAACGUCAUCAAGCGCUCGAUCUCAACGCGCACUUCCCAGCGCUUCCUGCAAGGCUCCAUCUUGAGCUUUCACAACAUCAACUACUCGGUGAAGCAAAAGAGCGGCCUGCCCUGCCGCCGCAAGGUCAUCGUCAAGGAGAUCCUCAAGAACAUAAAUGGGAUCAUGAAGCCUGGUAUGAAUGCCAUUCUUGGGCCAACAGGUGGUGGAAAGUCCUCGCUUCUGGAUGUUUUGGCUGCCAGGAAGGACCCCAAUGGACUCGAAGGCAUUGUUCUUGUGGAUGGGGCUCCACAGCCGCCUAACUUCAAAUGCGUCUCUGGCUAUGUUGUGCAGGAUGACGUGGUGAUGGGUACACUGACCGUUCGGGAGAACUUUGAGUUCUCCGCUGCUCUGCGACUGCCGCAGUCAAUCAGCCAGCAAGAGAAGAAGGAGCGAGUGAACCAGAUCAUCCAGGAGUUGGGACUCGCCAAGUGUGCCGACUCGAAGGUGGGGACUGAGCUGAUCCGCGGCGUGUCCGGUGGCGAGAGGAAGCGCACAAACAUUGGCAUGGAGCUCAUCAACGACCCGUCAGUGCUGUUCCUGGAUGAGCCGACCACUGGGCUUGACGCCAGCACAGCCAACGCCGUUCUCCUGCUGCUCAAGCGAAUGUCACGGAAGGGUCGGACCAUCAUCUUCUCCAUCCAUCAGCCACGCUACUCCAUAUUCAAGCUUUUUGACAGUCUGACGCUGCUGGCCAGUGGCAGCCUGGUGUACCACGGCCCUUCCAAGACCGCUCUCAGCUACUUCCAGAAUCUUGGCUACGAGUGCGAGCCGUACAACAAUCCCGCUGACUUCUUCUUGGACAUCAUAAACGGAGACUCGACCGCCGUGGCAGCCAUGAGGAAUGAAAAGUGCGAUGAUGACAGCGGCGAGGAAGAAAUUGAUCUCUCUCAAAAUGACGAGGAAGAGGUCAAGCAGGGGGAGCACAGGACUAUUGCAGAGCAGCUGCAGGAGGCGUACCACAACUCUGACGUUUACAGGGCCAACGAUGAGGAGUUGCGCAAGAUCUUCGCGUCCGUGGGCUCGAAGGCUUCGAUCAGCAUUAAAACACAGAGCGUCACCUACGCGACCUCCUUUUUCCACCAGCUCUUGUGGGUCACCAAGCGCUCUGUGACCAACCUUUCGAGAAACCCACAAGUCUCCAUUGCACAGCUGGUGGUCACUUUGGUUUUGGGCCUGAUUGUUGGAGCCAUAUUCUUUGGUGCUAGACUAGAUCCAAGCGGCAUCCAGAACAGGGUUGGAUCUCUCUUUUUUAUCACCACCAACCAGUGCUUCUCCAGCGUAUCUGCAAUUGAGCUCUUCAUUCGGGAGAAAAAGAUAUUCACACAUGAGUACAUCAGUGGCUACUACCGAGUGUCUGCCUACUUUCUGGCCAAAGUCAUGUCUGACCUCAUACCUAUGCGGACAUUGCCUGCAGCCGUCUUUUCCAUCGUGACCUACUGGAUGAUCGGUUUUCAGGCAACUGCUGGACAUUUCUUCAUCUUCAUGCUUACAGUGGUGCUCGUUUCUUACACCGCCACCUCCAUGGCCCUGGCCAUCAGUGCUGGGCAGAGCGUAGUGGCCGUAGCAAACCUCCUCAUCACCAUCUGCUUUGUCUUCAUGAUUAUUUUCUCAGGUCUGCUGGUGAACUUGCCAAGCGUCAUGGGCUGGCUCAACUGGCUAAAGUACUUCAGCAUCCCUAGAUAUGGACUCACGGGACUGCAAGUGAACGAGUUUCGGGGCCUGAUGUUUUGUGGUAGUAACCACACGUCCGCCUCCUUCACUUGUAACUCCACGUCUGCAAGCACUGGAGCCAUCUGUACCGGUGAGGAUUACCUUUGCCGGCAAGGAAUCGGCACAAAUGACUGGGCCCUGUGGGAGAACCUUGUGGCGCUGGGCUGCAUGACCAUCAUCUUUCUCGCCAUCACCUACCUGAAGCUGCGCUUCAUGAGGAAACUGACAUAAACUCUCCUUGGCAGAAAAAAACAGGAACUUUGAUGUACCUUUUUAUGUCCAGCCGUCAUGGGUCUUGGUAUAUUUGAAUCGGCUGUUAUUCCUCGGCUACAGAUAUAUACCCUAUGUCUUACAAGAACAUAGCCAUUGCGUUUUCAAACCAGUGUUAAAAUGCCUUUUUUGUUGUUGUAAUAUAGUUCAUAUAUUAUAUUGUGAUAUUGUAUAUGGCUCAUUUAUAUGAAACAUCUAUGUCAUUAAGACAAUCAGAUGAGGUGGCAAACCAUUUGUCUCACCGCAGCAUUUAUCUUGAUUUCAUCACAACUCGGACGCAACAGACUUGGACUUUUUAGUUUCCCUAUUGACGAAACAGAGUAGCCUACCAGCUUAUCCAUCUUUUGUUAUUUGUAUAUAUUUAAAAUAAUUUGUGUGGCAACCUUUCUAUGUCUUGAAUCUCUGGCUCCUUGACACCAAAGUAUGAACUUGCCAUGUUGUCUUGAACCACUGGCGGAGCCAGUGGGGGGUGUGGUGGCACGUGCCUCCCCAAUGAUCCGAUCGAAAUCCCUAAAUUCGAUCGGAUCAUUGGAGUUUAUUAGUAAUAAAUCGG